CGGGGGCGGCGGCGGCGGCGACGGCGGCGACGGCGAUGAGCGACAUCGUAGAGAAGACGCUGACGGCGUUGCCGGGACUCUUUCUGCAGAAUCAGCCUGUUGGAGGGUCCCCCGCUGCCAAAACGUCCUUCUCCUCCAGGCUGGGCGGCCUCAUCCGCGGCAUCACCGCGCUCACCUCCAAGCACGAAGAGGAGAAAUUAAUCCAGCAGGAAUUGAAUAGUCUGAAAGCAGCUGUCUCUGCUCCCACAACAACACUGAAAAUGAUGAAAGAAUGUAUGGUGAGACUUAUAUAUUGUGAGAUGCUUGGAUAUGAUGCUUCCUUUGGCUAUAUACAUGCAAUCAAGUUGGCCCAACAAGGAAACCUCUUAGAAAAAAGAGUAGGCUAUCUGGCUGUUUCUUUGUUUCUACAUGAAAGUCAUGAACUGUUGCUUCUCCUUGUGAAUACAGUGGUAAAGGACUUGCAGAGCACUAACUUGGUGGAAAUAUGUAUGGCUCUUACUGUUGUCAGCCAAAUUUUCCCUCAAGAAAUGAUUCCAGCUGUUCUUCCUUUAAUAGAAGAUAAACUUCAACAUUCUAAGGAAAUUAUACGAAGAAAAGCUGUUCUAGCAUUGUACAAAUUCCAUCUCAUUGCUCCUAAUCAAGUACAGCAUAUCCAUAUUAAGUUCCGAAAAGCACUUUGUGACAGAGAUGUUGGAGUCAUGGCUGCUUCAUUGCACAUAUACCUUAGGAUGAUUAAGGAGAAUCCAUCUGGAUAUAAAGACUUGACUGGAAGUUUUGUAACCAUUUUAAAGCAAGUAGUUGGAGGAAAACUCCCAGUAGAUUUCAAUUACCACAGUGUGCCAGCACCCUGGUUACAGAUUCAGCUUUUGAGAAUACUUGGACUUCUAGGAAAAGAUGAUCAAAGGACAAGUGAAUUAAUGUAUGAUGUUCUUGAUGAAUCCUUACGAAGAGCUGAAUUAAAUCACAAUGUCACUUAUGCUAUUCUAUUUGAGUGUGUGCACACAGUCUAUUCUAUUUAUCCUAAAUCAGAUUUACUUGAGAAGGCGGCCAAAUGCAUAGGCAAAUUUGUUCUGUCACCUAAAAUAAACCUCAAGUAUUUAGGACUGAAGGCUCUUACCUAUGUUAUCCAACAGGAUCCCACUCUGGCUCUUCAACACCAGAUGACAAUAAUUGAAUGCUUAGACCAUCCCGAUCCUAUUAUUAAAAGAGAGACACUGGAACUUCUUUAUAGAAUUACAAAUACACAGAAUGUAACAGUAAUUGUUCAGAAAAUGCUUGAAUACUUACAUCAGAGUAAAGAAGAGCAUAUCAUUGUCAAUUUGGUUGGGAAAAUAGCUGAACUGGCUGAGAAAUAUGCUCCUGAUAAUUCUUGGUUUAUUCAGACAAUGAAUGCUGUGUUUUCAGUGGGCGGAGAUGUAAUGCACCCUGAUAUUCCUAAUAACUUUUUGAGACUGCUAGCAGAAGGUUUUGAUGAUGAGACAGAAGAUCAACAAUUAAGACUCUAUGCAGUUCAGUCUUAUCUCAAUUUACUAGAUAUGGAAAAUGUAUUGUACCCACAAAAAUUUCUUCAAGUUAUGAGUUGGGUUUUAGGAGAAUAUUCCUACCUCUUAGAUAAAGAAACACCAGAGGACAUUAUAACUAGGCUCUACAAGUUACUUAUGAAAGAGUCCAUUUCUUCAGAAACAAAAGCCUGGUUAAUUGCUGCUGUAACCAAGUUGACACCCCAAGCACACUCUUUUGAUAUAGUUGAGAAAUUAAUCCAGGAAUUUACCACAUCUUUGGAUACUUGUAUGAGACAACAUGCCUUUGAAUUAAAACAUUUGCAUAAGAAUGUAGAGCUUAUGAAGAGCUUAUUUCCAUUUGAUAGGAGUUGUGAAGACAUGGUGGUAGAUGCAUCUUUAUCUUUUCUGGAUGGCUUUGUAGCUGAAGGACUCAGUCAGGGGGCAGCACCUUAUAAACCUCACCAUCAGCGCCAGGAGGAAAAGCUUUCUCAGGAAAAAGUUCUCAAUUUUGAACCAUACGGACUCUCCUUUUCUUCAUCUGGUUUCACUGGACGGCAGUCUCCUGCUGGCAUUUCUCUUGGAUCCGAUGUAUCUGGAAAUAGUGCUGAGACCAGCCAGAAAGAGACAAAUAGCUUGAAGCUAGAAGGUGUAAAGAAAUUAUGGGGGAAAGAGGGAUAUCUUCCAAGGAAGGAGAGCAAAGCAGGCGAUGAAGCAGAACUGCCCCCUGUUCCACCAGAGAUGGCAAUACUGGAGAAUAGAGAUCAAGCUCUAGCAAGAAAAGAUCUGUCUCAAGUCCUUACCCAGUCUAAAGAGGAGAAAGAAAAGCAGAUGUUGGCGUCAUCAUUGUUUGUUGGGUUAGGAUCAGAAAAUACAAUCCAUCUGCUAGGAAAAGCAGACCCCGUGUCUCACAAGUUCCGAAGGAAAUCAAAACUCAAGGAAGUGAGAAGUGGAGAAACAGCCCAUUCUUCCCUUAGUUCUUUGUCAAAUGUGGCCUAUGAAGAUGAUGAUGAUUUGAAUACUUUACAGGAUAGAGGAGACACGGAACUAAAGAAAUUUUCUCUCAGUUCAGAACUUUUGGAUUCAAAGUCUCUCACGGAGCUGCCUUUGGUUGAGAAACUCUCAAAUUGCAGCCUGUCUGCACCUUCUUUGUUUGCUGAUAACAACAUGGAGAUUUUUCACCCUCCUCCAUCUAUUACAGCCUCAGUUGCCAAGGAACUCUCUGUAGUUUCUUCUUUGUUGGAAGAAACUACUGAGUGCUUGCAUUCAAGUCUUAUGAAAGUCUGUAGUAAUGAAACCAUAUCAGUGUCUUCUUACAAAAUUUGGGAAGCUGAUUGUUUAUUGAUGGUCUGGCUAGUCGCCAAUAAGACUGAUUUGGAGUUGAAAAGCGCUCAUUUAGAAAUUUUUCCUGCAGAAAAUUUCAAGAUCACAGAGCAGCCUGGAUGCCAUUUGCCUGUGGUGAAUGCAGAAAGCACCACAAGCUUCCAGCAUCGUGUGCAGGUCGAGCAACCUUUCACGGAAGGGAAUCUCUCCGGUUUCCUAACUUAUCAGAUGGUGGAUGUGCAUCCCGUUCAGCUAGACUUUUCCAUCAACUUAUCAUUAUUAGAUUUUAUUAGACCUUUAAAAAUCUCAACUGAAGACUUCGGAAAACUCUGGUUAUCCUUGGCAAAUGACGUGAAGCAAAAUAUAAGAACCUCAGCAUCUCAAGCUGUUCUGCCUUCUGCCCUAGAAGUGCUGCAGCAGAAACUGCGACUUCAUGUUGUUGACGUUGUAGGCAGUGAAGGGCUGUUGGCCUGUCAGCUACUCCCAUCAAUCCCCUGCUUACUGCAUUGCCGAGUUCACACUGAUGUGUUAGCCCUGUGGUUCAGAUCCUCCUGUGCUGCUCUUCCGGACUAUUUAUCAUAUCAGUGUCAAAAGGUGAUGGAGGGAUCCUAGCAGAAGCUCUGCUUCAUUUUACUCUAUCAAGAUAAAUGGUUUACAUCGCGAAACUCAUUUUACCAAAGU
Perognathus longimembris pacificus (Pacific pocket mouse) is the source of this 3503-nucleotide messenger RNA. It is a transcript of the gene Ap4e1, whose product is annotated as adaptor related protein complex 4 subunit epsilon 1. Bases 36 to 3434 code for a protein of 1132 amino acids. NCBI's taxonomy places the organism in Eukaryota, Metazoa, Chordata, Mammalia, Rodentia, Heteromyidae. Gene Ontology annotation, biological process: receptor-mediated endocytosis; intracellular protein transport. Gene Ontology annotation, molecular function: cargo adaptor activity. The record is from RefSeq and is a predicted model, not a curated record. The transcript is spliced from 21 exons. Gene Ontology annotation, cellular component: membrane coat; AP-4 adaptor complex.